This is a messenger RNA of Musa acuminata AAA Group (dessert banana), 4834 nucleotides long. RefSeq names its product magnesium-chelatase subunit ChlH, chloroplastic. The record is from RefSeq and is a predicted model, not a curated record. Bases 16 to 4608 code for a protein of 1530 amino acids. Lineage: Eukaryota; Viridiplantae; Streptophyta; Magnoliopsida; Zingiberales; Musaceae. Gene Ontology annotation, cellular component: chloroplast. The transcript has 4 exons. Gene Ontology annotation, molecular function: magnesium chelatase activity. Gene Ontology annotation, biological process: chlorophyll biosynthetic process.
GGGCAAAAGUAUCCCAUGGCGCAACCAGAGUCACACAGCACAUCCCAAAAAGAUCCACCCAAGUGUACGACGAAAGCUUAUCGUGGUCGCCUCCCUCAUCCCGCGCUGGAACUGCGAAAUCCAUCCCGGCCAAUGAGAGCCCGAGCCGCGGCACACGCAAUCCGAACGCACCCCCCACAACUCAAUCGGCGCGGAUACUCGCUCGCCCACUCCCUCGUUGUUCCUGUCGCGGACACGCGUCUCGGAGUCGACCACCAGAGGCGCCACAGCGACCGCCCCAAUUCUCCUCCACAUAACCCACUCCCGCCGCAGAGUAUAACGUCGCGGGCGGUCCCUUCGUCUCCCUGCUUGCUUCGGUGGGAAGGCAGAGAACACCACCAGACCAUCUCCAUCCGUCCUCGCCUGCUACCCAAAGGGUUUCACGGAUCAAUUCGCUACUCGAUGUCGUCCCUGGUGACAACCCCCUUCUCCACCCUACGCAAUUCAGCAGCAACGAGAUCGGACGGCAUCUCCUCGGUCGUCCAGAAGAAUGUCUUCCUCCACUCCUUCCUUCCCAGGAGGAAGCAGCUCGGCCACGCCUCCCGCGGCCGGCGGAGCUUCGGAGUGAGCUGCGCCGCCGUCGGCAACGGCCUCUUCACCCAGACGAACCCCGAGGUCCGCCGCAUCCUCCCGGACUCCAACCCGGGCCUCCCCAGGGUGAAGGUCGUCUACGUUGUCCUGGAGGCCCAGUACCAGUCGUCGCUGUCGGCCGCCGUCAGGUCCCUCAACAGCAGCCGCCAGCACGCGUCGUUCGAGGUGGUGGGUUACCUGGUGGAGGAGUUGCGGGAUGAGGAGACCUACCAGACCUUCUGCAAGGACCUCGAGGACGCCAACAUCUUCAUCGGCUCGCUCAUCUUCGUGGAGGAGCUGGCGCUCAAGGUGAAGGACGCGGUGGAGAAGCAGAGGGAUCGGAUGGACGCCGUCCUCGUCUUCCCCUCCAUGCCGGAGGUCAUGCGGCUGAACAAGCUGGGCACCUUCAGCAUGUCGCAGCUGGGCCAGUCGAAGAGCCCCUUCUUCCAGCUCUUCAAGAGAAAGAAGCAGUCAGCCGGGUUCGCGGAGAGCAUGCUCAAGCUGGUCCGGACGCUGCCCAAGGUUCUCAAGUACUUGCCGAGCGACAAGGCUCAGGAUGCACGGCUUUACAUUCUCAGUCUGCAGUUCUGGCUCGGAGGAUCGCCGGAAAAUCUCCAGAACUUCCUCAAGAUGAUCGCCGGCUCGUACGUGCCGGCGCUUAAGGGCACCAAGAUCGAGUACGCCGACCCCGUCCUCUUCUUGGACAGUGGCAUAUGGCACCCGCUGGCUCCGGCAAUGUACGACGACGCGAAGGAGUACUUGAACUGGUACGGGACAAGAAGAGACGCCAACGAGAGGCUCAAGGAUCCCAACGCGCCAGUGAUUGGGCUGGUCCUUCAGAGGAGUCACAUCGUCACCGGCGACGACGGGCACUACGUGGCGGUGAUCAUGGAGCUGGAGGCCAGAGGUGCUAAAGUGAUACCAAUCUUCGCCGGCGGGCUGGAUUUCUCAGGGCCUACGGAGAGGUACCUGAUCGACCCGAUCACCAACAAGCCGUUCGUCAACGCCGUGGUGUCCCUGACCGGGUUCGCCCUCGUGGGCGGCCCAGCGAGGCAAGACCAUCCGAGGGCCAUCGAGGCACUGAGGAAGCUCGAUGUCCCGUACAUUGUGGCGCUUCCCCUGGUGUUCCAGACCACCGAAGAGUGGCUCAACAGCACCCUGGGUCUGCACCCGAUUCAGGUGGCGCUGCAGGUGGCCCUCCCGGAGCUCGACGGCGGCAUGGAACCCAUCGUCUUCUCAGGCCGGGAUGCAAGAACAGGGAAGUCGCAUGCGUUGCAUAAGAGGGUGGAGCAGCUGUGUACAAGGGCCAUCAGGUGGGCUGAGCUAAAGAGGAAAUCUAAGGAGGAGAAGAGACUGGCAAUUACUGUUUUCAGCUUCCCACCAGACAAGGGCAACGUUGGGACAGCAGCAUAUCUCAAUGUCUUCUCCUCCAUCUUCUCUGUGCUCAAGGGUCUCAAGAAAGAUGGUUACGAUGUCGAUGGCCUACCUGAUACAACUGAAGCCUUGAUCGAAGAUGUCAUCCAUGACAAGGAGGCCAAGUUCAGCAGCCCCAACCUUAACAUCGCUCACAAGAUGACCGUGCGAGAAUACCAAGCCCUCACUCCCUACGCCUCCGCCUUGGAGGAGAGCUGGGGGAAGCCCCCUGGCAAUCUCAAUUCUGACGGCGAGCAUCUCCUGGUCUAUGGCAAGCAGUACGGCAACGUCUUCAUCGGGGUGCAGCCGACGUUUGGUUACGAGGGCGACCCCAUGCGCCUCCUCUUCUCCAAGUCCGCCAGCCCUCACCAUGGCUUCGCAGCCUACUAUUCCUUCGUGGAGAAGAUCUUCAAGGCGGAUGCUGUUCUCCACUUCGGCACUCAUGGUUCCCUCGAGUUCAUGCCCGGGAAGCAAGUCGGCAUGAGCGACGUGUGCUACCCCGACAGCCUCAUCGGCAACAUCCCUAACAUCUACUACUAUGCGGCUAACAACCCAUCCGAGGCCACCAUCGCCAAGCGUCGAAGCUAUGCCAACACCAUCAGCUACCUGACACCACCUGCGGAGAACGCCGGGCUCUACAAGGGGCUCAAACAGCUCGCGGAGCUCAUCUCGUCCUACCAGUCCCUCAAGGACACCGGGCGCGGCCCUCAGAUCGUGAGCUCCAUAAUCAGCACCGCCAAGCAGUGCAACCUUGACAAGGAUGUGGCUCUGCCGGAAGAAGGGGAGGAGAUCUCCGCCAAAGAGAGGGACCUCGUGGUGGGCAAGGUGUACUCCAAGAUCAUGGAGAUAGAAUCUCGAUUGCUGCCAUGCGGGCUCCACGUGAUCGGUGAGCCUCCCUCGGCCAUGGAGGCGGUGGCCACACUGGUGAACAUCGCAGCGCUCGACCGCCCCGAGGAUGGCAUAUACUCGCUGCCCGGCAUACUGGCGGAGACCGUGGGGAGGAACAUCGAGGACGUCUACAGAGGAAGCGACAAAGGGAUACUGGCCGAUGUGGAGCUCCUCCGGCAGAUAACAGAGGCGUCGCGCGGCGCGAUCUCGGCCUUCGUGGACCGGACGACGAACAAGAGAGGGCAAGUGGUGGACGUGGCCGAGAAGCUGACGUCGGUGCUCGGCUUCGGGCUGGUGGAGCCGUGGAUGCAGUACCUGUCCAAGACCAAGUUCAUAAGAGCGGACAGGGAGAAGCUUCGGACCCUGUUCCAGUUCUUGGGGGAGUGCUUGAAGCUUGUCGUGGCCGACAACGAGUUGGCGAGCUUGAAGCAAGCUCUCGAAGGCAGCUACGUCGAACCUGGGCCUGGCGGCGACCCCAUCAGGAACCCGAAGGUGCUGCCGACCGGAAAGAACAUCCAUGCUCUGGACCCGCAGGCCAUCCCGACGGCCGCAGCCUUGCAGAGCGCCAAGGUGGUGGUGGACCGGCUGCUGGAGAGGCAGAAGGCGGACAACGGGGGGAAGUACCCCGAGACCGUGGCGCUUGUGCUGUGGGGCACGGAUAACAUCAAGACUUACGGGGAGUCGCUGGCUCAAGUGCUCUGGAUGAUCGGUGUGAGGCCGGUCGCCGACACCUUCGGCCGCGUGAACCGCGUGGAGCCAGUCAGCCUGGAGGAGCUUGGCAGGCCGAGGGUGGACGUCGUCGUCAAUUGCUCCGGCGUCUUCCGUGACCUCUUCAUCAACCAGAUGAAUCUCCUGGACCGGGCGGUGAAGAUGGUGGCGGAGUUGGACGAGCCAGAGGAACAGAACUACGUCAGGAAGCACGCGCUGCAGCAAGCUUCGGAGCUGGGCGUGCCGGUGCGGGAGGCGGCCACCAGGGUCUUCUCCAACGCCUCCGGGUCCUACUCCUCCAACGUCAACCUGGCGGUGGAGAACUCAUCGUGGAACGACGAGCAGCAGCUGCAGGACAUGUACCUGAGCCGCAAGUCCUUCGCGUUCGACUGCGACGCGCCGGGCGCGGGCAUGACGGAGAAGCGCAAGGCGUUCGAGAUGGCGCUGAGCACGGCGGACGCCACCUUCCAGAACCUGGACUCCUCCGAGAUCUCGCUCACGGACGUGAGCCACUACUUCGACUCGGACCCCACGAACCUGGUGCAGUCGCUGCGCAAGGACGGGAGGAAGCCCAGCGCGUACAUCGCGGACACCACGACGGCGAAUGCGCAGGUGCGGACGCUGGCGGAGACGGUGCGCCUGGACGCGCGGACGAAGCUGCUCAACCCCAAGUGGUACGAGGGGAUGAUGUCGAGCGGGUACGAGGGGGUGCGGGAGAUCGAGAAGCGGCUGACGAACACGGUGGGGUGGAGCGCCACCUCAGGGCAGGUGGACAACUGGGUAUACGAGGAGGCCAACACCACCUUCAUAAACGACGAGGAGAUGCGGCGCCGGCUCAUGGAGACCAACCCCAACUCCUUCCGCAAGCUGGUGCAGACAUUCCUAGAGGCCAGCGGCCGCGGCUACUGGGAGACAUCGGAAGACAACAUCGAGCGCUUGCGGCAGCUGUACUCGGAGAUUGAGGACAAGAUCGAAGGCAUCGAGCGGUGAACGCUUGCAGCUUCCUCCCUCCUUUCCUCGGCCAUCUCCGUUGCCGUUUCAUCACCAUCUGAUCUGUAGCAUUCCUACACGUAAUUUGUAAGCUCUGUUGAGCCCUUCCGCAGGGGAAGUCUCCAUCGCCAUGCUUGUGUGUAAUUGCAACUCUCCUCCCACAUUGCCUAUUUAUGAUGAUGUCCAUAAGCGUAAUCUUAAAUGGAUUGGUGCGAGGGGUAUACUA